ACCUACACAAGGUUGACACAUUUACUGCAUAUGGAAUUCAGCCAUGGAUUCUUGUUUUUCUCAGUUGAUACUUGUGUCCCUGUUUCUCAUACUCAAUCCUACAGGGGUGAAGGGAGAAAGUGUGGGUGCAUAUAAAGGAGCUAGCAUUGAGAAAUCUGAUCGCAGAUGUAGAAGUGAAACUUUCAAUUUAACUUGUGACAUAGGAUAUGAGAUAAAUGUCAUAUCCAAUGAGCAUGGAGUUGGACAAACAGGUGAUUGUUUAUCUGGCACACCAAUCUGCAAAGAUGUACUUCCAAGCAAUAAUGAUCGACCAGUACUAAUAAAAACAAAUUGUAAUGGAAGGCAAAUCUGCAACAAUUUGCGAGCUAUACCGGGUACAAAUUCUGCAGCAAAAUGCAAUGGUAGAAAUCUGUACAAUUAUGAAAAGAUAACUUAUACAUGUACAUACAUCCCAACUACAACAAAGACACCACAAACAACCACUAAGGGAAGUACAACUGAAGCUCUGACAACACAACAAGCUACCACAGAUGCCAUGACAACUAAACAAGCCACAACUGAGGCCAAGACAACAAAACAAACUACCACUGAGGCCAUGACAACAACACAAACUACCAAUGACCCCAUGUCAACAAAACAAGCUACAAGUGAGGCCAUGACAACACAACAAACCACAACUGAGGCCAAGACAACAAUACAAACUGUCACUGAGGCCAUGACAACAAUACAAACUACCAAUGGUCCCAUGUCAACAAAACAAGCUACAACUGAGACCAUGACAACAAAACAAACUACUACGGAGGCCAUGACAACAGGACAAACUACCAAUGACCCCAUGUCAACAAAACAAUCUACAACUGAGGCUAAGACAAGAAAACAAACUACCACUGAGGCCAUGACAACAAGACAAACUACCAAUGACCCCAUGACAACAAAACAAGCUACAACUGAGGCCAUGACAACAAAACAAACUAUCACUGAGGGCACGACAAGAAAACAAUCUACCAAUGAGGUGAUGACAUCUAAACAUUUCGCAACCGAGGCAAUAACAACAAAACGAGAUAUAACUGAACCCAUGACAACACAACAGACUACCAAUAAGCCUGUGACAACUAAACAAUCCACAAAUGACAGCAAUGCCAUGACAACACAACAGAUUACCACUGAGGCCAUGAUAACAAAACAAGCUACCAUUGAGGCCAUGACAACAAACCAAGCUACCACUGUUGCCAUGACAACACACCAAACUACCACUGAGGCCAUGACAACACAAACUACCACUGAGGCCAUGACAAAACAAGCUGCAAGUGACAACAAUACCAUGGCAACAAAACAAGCUACCACCGAGGCCAUGACAACACAACAAACUACCACCAAGCCUGUGGAAAAGGCAAAAACAACAAGGCAAACUACAAAUGAACUCAUGUCAACAAAACUAGCUACAACUGAGGAUAUAACAAUAAAACAAACUACCAAUGAGGCCAUGACAACUAAACAAACUAUCACUGAGGCCAUUACAACACAACACUCUACUGAUGAUGCCAUUAUAACACAAGAACAAACUUCCAAUGCAGUCAUGACACAACAUACAAAAAUUGAGGACAUGACAAUACAACCAACAAUGACUGAGACCAUAACACAACAAAGCCCCACUGAUGCUAUUAAAAUAACAGAAGAAACAACAACUGAAGUCAUCACCAAACAGUCUACAACAAUAAUUACAAGUACAACUGAAGACUUAUCAUCAGAAUAUACAAUUCAAGCAAAAGAAACAUCAACAAAUAUAUUAAGAAAAGGACGUACAACACCAUCUGGACACACCAGUGAACAAUCUAGUACAAAAGGGAUAAGUUCAGAGACUCCAUCAAGCAGUGCUCCAUAUGAGCAAAGUACAUUGACUUUGAGAUCUGCCACAAGUGAAGAAAUUACAUCCCCAACAAGCACAAAUCCUGCAGAGAUCAAUCCUUCAGCCAGUUAUCAAGAAUUAGAAAAUAUCAUUGUGCUUAUAGCUAUUCUGCUUGGUAUUGUGCUACUUAUCAUCAUCAUUGUGUUAAUCUGUCUAAUACUGAAUAAGAAAAAAAAGCACGAUAAAGUAACUGCUCCAACAUUUUCCAACAAAGUAUUCCACAAUGAAGAAGAUAACAUUGAACAAUUCAAGUUUAAUACAAACAACAACAUCGAUAAUGACAUUGAAAAUGAUAUGGCAAAAGAUGACACAAAACCUGCACUAAUACACACUAGUGAUACUAUCAAGCCACAAUAUAAAAAUAGCAAUGAUAAGGCAUCAAAUAUGAAUCAUGUACCGACAAUGGAUGAGCCAGUAGCUGAUUAUGACAAUAAUUGGAAUCCAAGCUACAACUCUCAGAUAAGGACAAACAUAUCAAAGAUAACGCAAGAGCUGAAGUUUAAUCAAGGAUCACGUCACCUCUCCUCCACUGUUGAUAAGAGACAUGAAAGGGAUAGUGAACCAAUACCAGAUUAUUAUUAAUUAAAGUUAAAGAUAUACUGGUAGUAAUACUGUACUGUAUAUACAAUGUAUAAAUAAAUAUAGUUCAAGCAACAAAAAACAAUAACAAGGCAUUUACAUGCAA
Messenger RNA from Owenia fusiformis, 2591 nucleotides. Lineage: Eukaryota; Metazoa; Annelida; Polychaeta; Sabellida; Oweniidae. The record is from the annotation of a GenBank genome assembly.